AUGGCCGCCGAGGUGAAGUCUCCCGCCGCAAGCGCUGCUGGAAGCGGCGCUGUUGCCGGAGAACCUGAUCUACCUCAAGCCGUUCCUACCACGACCAAAACCUACCUCGUCACUCUCCCGCAAGAGCUCAUCCUCGAUAUCAUCAAACUCUGCGUACCUCCACGACCGCUCUACAACAGAAUCACAGUGAACAGAACCAUCACUAUUUCACAGCUUUCUCUUGUGGACAAGAGCCUCCGCGAGAUGUGCGUUCCGAUACUCUUCAGGACCUUGAAGCUGAGCACCGACCAUGUCGAACUUCUUGGCCAUAUUCAAGUUCUCGAGAACAGCCGCGUUCUCGAAAUCGUCCAACAUCUGAAAAUAACUUCAACCGCCUUGCGCGAUGCUACUCCUCAAUGGGAACGAGACACACCUUCCCGUCUAGCAGGGCUUCUAGGCCGCAUGCCGAAUCUCAAAGAUCUGAGCCUGUGCCUGCAAUCGGGAGAGAAGUCAUUGGCGACCGCCGUUCAAGACGAGCUCGUGAAGCAAUGUAUCACCAUUCGAACCGUCAAGAGAUUCAACUACGACAUAUCGUUUUCAAACCCAGACCCAUCACCUUCGGUCAGCUUCAUUGCGUCAGUUUUCGUGGGACUGCGGGCCCUUCAUCUUGAUCUCAGGGCUGUUACUUCUCUGAAGACUGUGGCUGGCUUGUCGACCAUCGCGCGUCGCCUGAAGCUACGCAAGCUCAGCCUCCACAACUAUCUCUGGACAUCCCAGGCUAUCAAAGACAUCUACAAGCUCUUCCCGAAGAUUACAAGCCUGAUUGUUGGAGGAGAAGUAUUUGAUGUUGCGAUUUCGGAGCUGAUCCCGACUUUCAAGAAGUUUCGAAAUCUUAGGUCUUUGGCAGUCACUGACCUCGUUUCCAUUGAUGACGAGGAUCUGGGUGAGUACUUGUGGGCAGUGCGAGCUGAGUGCGAAUGCGAAGACUGUUUUACGAACGAUGACAUGGAUCUUGUCUGGGAUGAGGGCCAAGAAGGGGCCUGUGAUUGCGAAGAUUGUUCCUUCACUGGAGGGCAUUACGGCGAAGCCCUUGAUUUGGCCCGAGAGCACCAUCCUUUGGCCGAGGACCAGAAAGAGAACGUGAGGGACAUCUUUAGGGAAUGCCCGGAUCUCGAAGUCUUGUACUUCCAGACCACAUGGGCCCAAGCCACUCGCUACAAGCCUGUGAGAGAUGACUCUGGUCUAUUCGUCCGAUUCCGGCACAAGGAGCUUGUAGACUGGCCUGGAAUUUCCAAAGAGCUUAGUGCAGCGUAA
This is a messenger RNA of Colletotrichum siamense, 1293 nucleotides long. RefSeq lists its product as uncharacterized. NCBI's taxonomy places the organism in Eukaryota, Fungi, Ascomycota, Sordariomycetes, Glomerellales, Glomerellaceae. The record is from RefSeq and is a predicted model, not a curated record. The coding region runs from base 1 to 1293 and encodes 430 amino acids. The transcript is spliced from 3 exons.